Molecule: messenger RNA, 721 nt
Organism: Cuscuta europaea
Lineage: Eukaryota; Viridiplantae; Streptophyta; Magnoliopsida; Solanales; Convolvulaceae
Source: the annotation of a GenBank genome assembly
UAUACAUCAAACCACUAGCUACCUACUAUAAGUGCUUAUUAUUAGCUAGGUUUCUUAGCUUGGGAAUACUUAGCUUAUUGGUGAAAUAUAUCAGCAUAUCUUUAUUUAUCUUAAAGUACUAGACAGAAUAAAAUGGGGAUCAUGAAACUAGUGGGGAUAUCUGAAGCAAAGAAGAAGCUUGGAAGAACGAUAAAUCCGAGGGGGAGGAACAACAAUGAGAGUAGCGACGAAGCGGUGGUUCCGAGGGGGCACUUCGCCGUGUACGUCGGAGAAGCACGGCGGCGGUUCGUGGUUCCGAUCGAAUAUUUGGCGCACGCGCUGUUCCAGGAUCUGUUGAGUUGGGCGGAGCAAGAGUUUGGGUAUGAGCAUCCCACCGGUGGGCUGACAAUCCCAUGCACUGAGGAAUACUUUUUAAGCCUCAUUUCCAUUCUCAGCUCCCAUCAAUGAUAUGAUCAUAACACAUUCAUGUAUUAUAUAAUUGCAUAUACGUCCAGGGCAAUAUAGGAAUUCAUAUUAUUGAUCUUGAUCUUUUUUUUUACCAUGCAUUGGUUAUGGUAAAAUAUGGAUAUAGUAAUAAGGUACUACAUUAUUAUUAAUAUAUCCCCAAAGAUUACUUGGAAGAGCUGUACUUAUAAUGUGACACAUGAAGUUUCCGUAUACUUUGAAAAUGCAAGUUGAUUGACUUUUAAUUUAAUUGACUCCAACUUGACAGCUUGUCUUA